ACCCUAACCACACCCGCCUGCUCCUGAAGAUAGCAACUUUCACGCAAACCCGCAUUGAGAGCAGCGUACUCAUUCUGCCCUCAGUGAAAAUGUCGCAGGAAGAACCUAUGAUGGGACACACGAGAUCUUAUUACUGAUGCAACGGAUACUUUCGGGAUAGGUUAUCACGUGCGUCACAUUGAACUGUCCUACCACAGUAAAUCAAUCAUUGCAUUAAAGUUCUCGUGACUUUUACUGAGAUGUGCAUCCAUUAUAAUGCACUGUCUUGUGCGUCAGUUUGCCGAGUUGUCAUAGUUGUCUCACUUUAUCAUAUAGUGACGAGUAGGGGACGGUUCAUCUUGUAGUGUGUAUUAGCUUAGUUAACAGUGAUAAGAAGCUGGAGAAGAGGCUUUUCCUAUCUGAACAAUCAUGUUUUGUUUGUUGACGGCUGAAAAAUUAGCUACGUUAUUACACAUCAACAGCACAUCAUGAACUGGAAAUAAACACUCCGGGGUUAAACUGCUUUUCAUCGUGUGAUUGGUCAGAUAUGUUCAUAGAGGUAUGGUCUUGGCAAGUUUCACUUUCUUAUAAAUAGACACAUAUCAUCUUAUACCGAGCAACUUCAACUCCUCUGAGGACUUCAAAACAUCUCAACAUUUCAGUAGCACAAUCGGCAUCAUUCCCCUCAUCAUCACCAUGGCUGAAUGGACAGAGUGCAUGAAUUUUGGCAUUACUAUUGCCAGGCAAGCCAGCAAGGUCAUUCUGGAGGCAUUUAGAGCAAAAAAAGAUGUGAUGCUGAAGAGCUCCCCGGCUGACUUGGUGACAGAAACAGACCAGAGGGUGGAGAAGAUGCUCAUCUCUCGCAUUAGGGAGAGAUAUCCCACACAUAAGUUCAUUGGGGAGGAGUCAGUGGCUGCAGGUGAAAAGCUUGAACUGACAGAUUCCCCUACCUGGAUCAUAGACCCUAUUGAUGGCACUGUCAACUUCGUGCACAGGUUUCCCUUCGUUGCCAUUUCAAUCGCUUUUGCUGUAAACAAGCAGACUGAGUUUGGAAUUGUAUAUAGUUGUGUGGAGGAUAAGAUGUACCGGGCCCAAAGAGGCGGAGGAGCCUUCGUGAACGAUGUACCACUGCACACCUCUGGUCAGGAGGAUAUCACCAAAUCCCUAGUAGUGACCGAGAUAGGAGCAGAGAGAGAUUGCCUGGCCCUGUGCACAAUGACGACUAACAUCAUGAAUCUACUUGCGAUCCCCAUUCAAGGGAUCCGGGCAGUGGGCACAGCUGCUGUUGACAUGGUGCUGGUGGCCACAGGUGGUGCCGAUGCCUAUUACCACAUUGGCAUGCACUGCUGGGACAUAGCGGCAUCUGCCCUGAUAGUCACGGAAGCUGGUGGCGUGGUCCUUGACACUGAUGGGAGUGAGUUUGAUAUGAUGUCCAGAAAGGUGAUUGCUGCCAGCAGCAUGCCAGUGGCCAAGAGGAUUGCUCAGGUGGUGCGAGCAUUCCCCUGCACUCGUGAUGAUGAAGACCCUGCCCGAGUGAAUAAUGGUGGCCAUUGCAUUUCUAGUGGCCUGUGAUGUCAAAGGGACCAAGAUCAUAGUUUUUGAAAUAUCUGUGCUCAUUGUUGCAGUGACAACUUCGUGAAAUAAACCCUUAUGACUGAAAA
Clupea harengus (Atlantic herring) is the source of this 1640-nucleotide messenger RNA. Its product is annotated as inositol monophosphatase 1-like. Lineage: Eukaryota; Metazoa; Chordata; Actinopteri; Clupeiformes; Clupeidae. The record is from RefSeq and is a predicted model, not a curated record. Gene Ontology annotation, molecular function: inositol monophosphate 1-phosphatase activity. Gene Ontology annotation, biological process: phosphatidylinositol phosphate biosynthetic process; signal transduction; inositol metabolic process.